CCCCCCCCUCUAUUGGUGAGGACGGGGUCUAUGGAAUGGGCUCUGGUUACAACUGCUGGUACCACUGUUGCAGACAAACCCUAACAUCAGCACUUUGCAAGACAUUUUGCUUGGAGAAAAGGGGCACACCUUUUAUUUGCAAUCUCAAAUUUCCUAACCAAUCAUUUUAACUUUGAACAUUAUUCUAAGUCCUCCCCCGGCUUCAAAAGUGCAACCUUGUGGCUACCUGUAGCGGCAGAAACUUCUGCAACACAAAAGCUGCGGAGGUAGUGCUGAAACCUUUGCAAGCUAUCGGAAACCUCCAUCCCUGCGGAUAAAAGGGUUAUCAACAGAACCAGAGGCGUUACAACUAUGUGCUAAACGAAAGGCACAUUGCAGUGCAGUGGAUGUAACUCCGAACAUCAAGUCCUCGACCUUCUGUGAAGCACAAUGAAAGACGACUUUGCUGAUGACGAGGAGGUCCAUUCCUUUGGCUACAAGAGGUUUGGAAUCCAAGAGGGUACAGAGUGCACCAAGUGUAAGAAUCACUGGGCGUUGAGAGCAGCUAUAGCCCUGCUCUACGUGCUGUGUGCCCUGCUCACCAUAGCGGUGGCCGUGCUCGGAUACAAAGUGGUGCAGAGGAUGGAUGACGUUACGCUACAAAACUCUGCAGAGCACCGCAUCAACGAGAAAUCGGCAAACGCCACCAGUGCCAUCCAGACCUUCCAGUCCAACCUCCAGACCCUACAGAGCCAGCUGCACGACAUCGCCCAGCGGUCCGGCGCCAACCAGGCCCUGCUGGACGAGCUCCAGGAGACGGGCGAGGUCACGCAGAGGGGCCACGUGUCCCUGCAGGGCGACGUCGACGGCAACGCGGCGUCCCUGCUCCGGGUCAACCAGACGCUGACCUCCUACAGCGGCACCAUCGAGGACCUGCAGAAGGACACGGCCAGGCUGCAGUCGGCGCUCCAGGGCCAGGCCAGGGACCAGGGCGAGGCGGCGGUGGGCGUCAAUGCCCUGAACAUCACCCAGGCCCAGCAGCGCGGCCUGCUCAGCAACCUGCAGAAGACGGUGGAGGCCACGGGGCAGGCGGUGCAGAAGCUGAAGAACGACUACCAGGGCCUGCAGCAGACGGCCUGGCAGACGCAGGCCGACACCGUCUGGCUGAAAGAGAAGGUCCAGAACCUCCACGUGGUGGCGGCCAACAACUCGGCGCAGGCCCGCUCCAACGGAGAGGCCUUGGAGGACAUGGGCUCCCAGCUGGGCUCACUGGCGCUGCAGAUCCAGAACACGUCGUCGGUGACGGAGGGGCACGACCAGAGCCUCCGGGAGCUGAUGGACCGCCAGCGGGACCACGACCACGACAAAUCGGCGCAGUUCGACCGCUUGGAGGUGCGGCUGGACCGGCAGGAGAGCAUCAUGAACCGCGUGAUCGGGAACGUGAGCUUCGCCUCGCAGCUCCUGGGCGCCAUCAGCACCGACCUCAACGGCCUGCGGACUUGCGCGGAGACGGUGGCCCACCACGCGGACCUGCUGCUGGCCCUGAACGGGAGCGUGAGCGAGGCCAAGGCGUACAGCGUGGGGCUGCGGACCCAGCAGGACGAGCUGGCCGGCCGGCUGGACCGAGAGGUCAGCAACCUGUCGAUGGUGAUGGAGGAAAUGAAGCUGGUGGACAGCCAGCACUCGAACCUCAUCACCAACUUCACCAUCCUGCAAGGACCCCCAGGUCCGAAAGGCCCCAGAGGUGACAGGGGGCCACAGGGCCCGGUGGGCACGUCGGGACAGAAGGGUGAGAGAGGGGACAAAGGCAUGACGGGCGGGCGGGGACCUGAAGGACAAAAGGGUUCUGCAGGACUAUCCGGGGUGCCGGGUUCUAAGGGAGCGACCGGGGACCGGGGCGUCCACGGAGCCAAAGGGUCCCGGGGAUCUUCAGGUCGGCCAGGCCCUGCGGGGGAGAAGGGGGAGUCCGGCACUCCGGGGGCUAACGGCUUGGAAGGACAGAAGGGGACGGCGGGAUUACAAGGGCCUCAGGGGCCACGAGGACCUCUCGGGGCUCUGGGGCCGGCGGGAUUUCCCGGGCACCCUGGUCUGCCGGGGCCACCGGGGCCACCGGGGCGUCCGGCGGAUCCCCCUGUGCAACCCCAACCCCCGCCCCAUGUACCCCCACACACUCCCCAGCAGGACAAACCCCCUCCACCCUCCAAGCCGGUCCCAGUAUCAGAGACCCCCAUGGUGUCCCCCCAUGUGCAGCCCCCCGCUGGCCCCACCCCGCUACCUGGCUGCCCUCUUGAAUGGAUUUCCUUUGAGGACAGCUGCUACUACUUCUCCUCUGGGGCUCAGAAGUUAAAUUUUACAGAAACCAAGAUAUUCUGUACCAACAUGUCAUCCUCUAUGGUCAUGAUCAAAAGCAACGAGGAGCAGGAAUGGAUAAAAAAGCAGAUUGCCAGAAAGGGCUUCUUCUGGCUGGGCUUGACAGACACAGAGACGGAGAACGUGUGGAAGUGGGUCGAUGGGACCCUACCCGUUUUCACGAAGUGGAAACUUGGCCAGCCUGACAACUGGGACCAGGGCUACUCAAAGGGAGAGGACUGCGCAGGGCUCAUCCAAGCGACAAAAAAAGAGAAGAAGGCGGAAUCUGUUGUCAACACAUCAGCCAUGCCUCUCUUCACGACAAAUCCCUUUGACCAAGAUGUUGAGAAAGCAACCAGUGAGAUGAACACAGCCGAGGACUGGGGCCUCAUUUUGGACAUCUGUGAUAAAAUAGGACAGUCCCGUACUGGUCCGAAAGAAUGUCUUCGCUCGAUAAUGAGACGAGUGAACCACAAGGACCCGCAUGUGGCCAUGCAGGCACUGACUCUACUUGGUGCCUGUGUUUCAAACUGUGGGAAAAUAUUUCACUUGGAGGUCUGCUCCAGAGAGUUUGCUAGUGAAGUCAGCAAUGUUCUGAACAAGGGCCACCCGAAAGUCUGUGAGAAGCUGAAGGCCCUGAUGGUGGAGUGGGCGGAAGACUUCCGGAACGAUCCUCAGCUUAGCCUCAUCUCGGCCAUGAUCAAGAACCUCAGAGAGCAGGGUGUCACCUUCCCGGCCGUGGGCUCCCAGGCUGCAGAGCAGGCGAAGGCAAGCCCUGCGAUGGUUGCCAAGGACCCUGCCACCGCCUCCACUAAAAAGGAGGAGGAAGACCUGGCCAAAGCCAUCGAGCUGUCGCUGAAGGAGCAGCGCGGGCAGCCCCAGGGUUCCCUGUCCAGCCUGUACCCCAGCGCCUCCAGCCUGCUCCCCUCUCAGAAGGCGGACGGCCGGAAGGUGCGCGCCAUCUACGACUUUGAGGCGGCCGAAGACAACGAGCUCACGUUCAAGUCCGGGGAGAUCAUCACCAUCCUGGACGACAGCGACCCCAACUGGUGGAAAGGGGAAACGUACCAGGGAGUGGGCCUCUUCCCCUCCAACUUUGUAACUGCGGACCUAACCGCUGAGCCAGAGAUGGUCAAGACCGAGAAGAAAUCGGUGCAGUUCAACGAAGAGGUCCAGGUGGAAACCCUGGAGCCGGAGCCAGAGCCCGUGUUUAUCGAUGAGGAGAAAAUGGACCAGCUGCUGCAGAUGAUUCAGAGUGCCGACCCCACGGAUAACCAGUCAGAUGCUGUCGAACUGCUCCAGUUGGAAGGUGCCUGCAACCAAAUGGGACCACUCAUUGACCAGAAGCUGGAGGAUAUAGACAGUAGGCACUCUGAGCUGUCGGAGCUCAACGUGAAGCUGAUGGAGGCGCUGUCCAUGUACGCCAAGCUGAUGAACGAGGACCCCGUGUACGGCAUGUACGCCAAGCUCCAGAGCCAACAGUACUACAUGCAGCAGCCCCAGCAGCCGCCCGCCAACACGGCCCAGCAGGGGUAUCCCGUUCAGCCAAGCCCAGGCUCGUAUGCCAUGGGCCCGGGGAUGCAGGGCUACCCUGUGUCCAUGGAGCAGCUCCAGGCCGGGCCUCCCAUGCCUGGCCAAGCAGCACCCAGUGACAUCCACAUGUACAUGGGCCAGCCGCCCGUCUACAGCCCGUCCUCGGCAGACGUCCAGGCCUACCAGAACCAGGCCAGCCUCCCCGGCCCUCCCCCGGGCCCUGGCGUCAUGAACCAGCCGCCCAGCUACAGCGCGUCCUCUGGUCAGAGCUUACAGGCCCCCACAGACCCCCAACACAUCCCGUACCCGGAGAAAGCCCUGCUAUAGGGAACCUGCACGUUACCAAACCCUCAUACACACACUACACACGCACACAGCACAUGUGCACUCCACACGCAAACAGCACAUGCACACUCCACAUGCACACUCCACAUGCACACUCCACUUGCAUACGCCACAUGCACACUCUGAUUGUGUGCAUGUGGCCUUUCUUCUGUACGGCUUUAAGUUACUGGUAGGGAGGGGGCGGUACUCCCCAAGUGUUAAGCUAGUACUCUACAGAUGCUUUUCUGUAAUGGGCCGAGUGCACUAGCAAUGCUGGUCGUCGCCCCCCCCCCCCCCCCCCCCCCCCCCUCCUCCAUCCCAAUUCGAGCUGCUAGGGCUGACUGUAAAUAAUGGUGUCACACAACAGACAAAAAAAAACUCAUGUCACAUCUCUUUUGUAGAAAGGAUUUAAAUAUUUUUUUCAUCACGUCGGCCCCCCUCAAGGUGGGCUCACGUCUCGUGUGUGAUUUUGUGUUUGCUUCGUGAGUUAUCGUUUGAAACGGUGAAAGCGUUGUGUUGAUGUGAACAUGGAAAAACAAAAAAAGAUUCAAAACCAGUCAUGUGGGCAAUGUGGUUCUGAGCAUCACAGACGCCUGUAGUUUUGAGGAGAUAACAUUGUGCUACACACACACACACACACACACACACACACACACACACACACACACACACACACACACACACACACACACACACACACACACACACACACACACACACACACACACACACACACACACACACACACACACACACACACACACACACACACACACACACACACACAGGCCUCAACCAGGCCAAUUGCACUGCUACUCUCCACGACAUAAAGAUGGCCACACCUUUUAUUUUAUUUUCUCUCAUCUGUGCAAACAACACGCUACUUUAAGCAGUGCUGAAGAAUAUAAGCAUCGCAUUGAAUACCCAGGCUACCCUGCGGAAUAUGUUCUCAACCUUUUUGUCCAUUAUUUUUUAGAAGUACUAAAAACUGAAGCCACUUUUUUUUGUUGUUGAAGGGAAUAAGAAGGAUCAUGCGAUCGUGUGUGUGUGUCCGUGUGUGCACACUCAGACACACUCAGACGCACACAGACACACACACACACACACACACAUUCAUACAUAUGCUGAGCUAGUGGUGAAGCCACACGUUGGCCUCCAGUGGGUCUGUACUUUAGCACCGUUCUGUUGCAUUUCACUUGAUUCUCAAAGGGCCCCAACCCGGUCAGUUGCCCCUCCCCCUCGUCACGGAGGCUCCAUUGCAUCGACUUGUUUUGCCGGCAAGUUAAUUUUAGAUGAAGUAGUAUUUCAGAGCGCUAGCAAGCAAACGCUCACUGUGUUCACCAUACUUCAGAGCUGCUUAAACACACUUGAAGGCCAUGGACUUGUGGCUUUGGAUCAGCGAGGGGGGUGAGCUGUUUGUAACCUCUCUGCUGAUUUUUUAUAAGCAUCUCAUUUUUUGUCAGUGUUGAACAAUGGAUAUGAUUAAUUUAUAUUUUGAAGUGCGCAGGCGAUGCCUGAAGUAUUAAAUACAUCUGAUGAAGAUGAUGUAAUAUUCUGCCUAAUUUAGUUGUGUAUAUUUAAGUUGCUCAUGUGCAAAGUGGAGAUUGAUUUCUCUCGUUCAUGGUAUAACCAGUGGUUGAUUACUGAACUAACUGCUUUUAAAAUUGUAUAAUUUUCUUUUUUGAAACCCAUUAUGUUCUCUUAUUAAUUAUCUCUCCGAACGCACACCAGCAUGUCCGUUGUAGACGGCUAAUUUCAUUUGUUUGCGUCUAUGAAUAGAUGUAUAGAUUCAAAGCUGUCAUCCACUAGAGCAGAGACUUGAUCUGGUGUCACAAUAUUGCAUGCUCCCUAAACUCUGGUUCUCAAACCAGGCAAACCGAAGCCUCAUCACAUUGUACCUCAUUAACUCCUGGACUCCACUUAAAGACUAGCAAACUCUUGUAAUUGCUUUGGUUUGAGUUCCUUGGGCUUUUGGAUGGACUUCAUGUAUUCAAAUACUGCUUUAGCUGUCUACAACUUAUGGUCCAUGUUGGUAUUUUCUUAAACUUUCUUUAUUGAAUGAUUUAACUUUCACCCUGAACCACAUCUCUGUGUACAAAUGUCAUUUCAAAUGUUGCAAGGAGUGCAGCCUUCACUGUGCUUCUUAAUUCCACCUUCUGCCUAAAAAAACAUGAUUGAAAUUGGUUCUGAGCUUUUGUAGGCAACUGUUAAAACACCCAAUACACCAUUUGUUCUGAAGGCCACAGGCUAUUUUGUGUUAGAGUACCUCUGGGCUUGGUUUUUACAUUGCUUGCUCAGAGAGGUAAUCUUGUGCUUCUGUACUUGUUGCUGCCUUUUUAACUUAACCCUACACUCGGACAACAUUGUCAUUUUGUUGCGUCGCAAAGCAAGAGUUUGAUCAAUUGUAGCAGGUGUUCUGGAAAGAUGGGACCACGAGCCAGUGAACCACAUUGACGUAAUUUUUUUAUUUAAUUUUGUUUGCACCAAAAGAUAGCACUGGACUUUAGCCCUCAUCUUAUUUUAUUGUACAGGAGUGAGAUGGUGUCUGUUUUUAACUUUAAAACCAACCUCAUCAUUGUAAAGAUUUUGUUCUGAAUGGUACACUGUUUCUAUGUAAUCUUUGAACCAUACUUAUGAAUUGAUAUUCACAAUAAAAAAAACAGGCCAAAUGUACAGGA
Messenger RNA from Gadus macrocephalus (Pacific cod), 6863 nucleotides. RefSeq names its product collectin-12-like. The transcript is spliced from 23 exons. Gene Ontology annotation, molecular function: ubiquitin binding; phosphatidylinositol binding. Gene Ontology annotation, biological process: protein transport to vacuole involved in ubiquitin-dependent protein catabolic process via the multivesicular body sorting pathway. The record is from RefSeq and is a predicted model, not a curated record. NCBI's taxonomy places the organism in Eukaryota, Metazoa, Chordata, Actinopteri, Gadiformes, Gadidae. Bases 430 to 4188 code for a protein of 1252 amino acids. Gene Ontology annotation, cellular component: ESCRT-0 complex.